CCACUAUUUAGAGAAUAUUUCGAAAAUCCGACAGAAAUUUGAAGAGGGAGCCCUAACUCUCUCUAAUGUCUGUCCGAUUCAAAUCAGCCAAACGAAAGAUUCAGCUAUCCAAAUUUCACUUCUGAGGACUGAGAGCACUGAUUAGGGAGAGAUGGCGGAGAUGUCGAUGUGCAGCAGCAGCAGCAGAGAGCAGGUGAGUCCGGAGGAAGAGAGGCUCGCGAUUAGGGACUUUGUGAUUUCUGCUGAGGCUCACACCAAGGAGGGCGAUACCUUUUAUUUGAUCACUCAAAGAUGGUGGCAACAAUGGCUGGAGUAUGUAAACCAAGACCAGGCAAAUAACAUAGAUGUAUCCUCUUUGUCAGAGCAUUGUGAUUCAGUUAGUUCUAGUGAUGUGAAGAGGCCUUCUGUUAUUGAUAAUUCUGAUUUGAUAUAUGACAUGACAUCUGAGGACUCCACGAUGGGAAUUGAGCUUCACGAUACUCUAGUUGAGGGCCGUGAUUAUAUAUUGCUUCCACAAGAAGUUUGGAACCAACUGUAUGCUUGGUAUGGAGGUGGUCCAACUUUGCCAAGGAAAGUAAUUAAUUCAGGCCUCUCUCAGACAGGGCUGUCUGUAGAGGUAUAUCCCUUGCGUCUUCAACUAGUUGUGGUACCAAAAGGCGCCCACUCUACUAUAAGAAUAAGCAAAAAGGAAACCAUUGGGGAACUUCACAGAAGAGCAUGUGAGAUUUUUGAUCUUAAUAUGGAGCAAGUAUGCAUUUGGGAUUAUUAUGGCCAUCGCAAACAUGCUUUGAUGAAUGACAUGGAUAAAACACUUGAUGACGCCAACAUACAGACGGAUCAGGAUGUUUUAGUGGAAGUCCAUAGCAAUGGCAGUAGCUCUGCAUUUGGUGGUUGCAUGAGUUCUGUUCAGGAGAAUGGAUCUGCAGACAAGGAAACCAUGUCUGUUCUUGUAGAACCUUCCAAGUCGAGUUUAUCAAUUGCAGGAGGAUUGUCUGCAAGCAAGGGUGUCUCUAGAAGCUGCAGUUCAGAGCUCUCACAAAGUCAGAACUUGACUUCCCCAGUUAGGGAGCUGGAUAGUACGUAUGGGGUCAGUGGUGUAAGUACUAGGGGGGCUACUGGUGGUCUUACUGGGUUGCUGAAUCUGGGAAAUACUUGUUUUAUGAAUAGUGCAAUACAGUGCCUUGUUCAUACACCAGAAUUUGCUAGAUAUUUUCGUGAAGAUUAUCAUAAAGAGAUAAACUGGCAGAAUCCUCUGGGGAUGGUUGGUGAGCUAGCUCUAGCAUUUGGCGAUUUACUUCGAAAACUGUGGGCACCGGGACGAACACCAGUUGCUCCUCGGCCAUUCAAAACAAAGCUUGCUCGCUUUGCACCACAAUUCAGUGGAUAUAAUCAGCAUGAUUCACAGGAGCUCUUAGCAUUUUUAUUGGAUGGUCUUCAUGAAGACCUGAAUCGUGUCAAGCACAAACCUUACAUAAAGUCUAGAGAUGCUGAUGGGAGGCCUGAUGAAGAAGUUGCUGAUGAAUAUUGGGCAAAUCACAUUGCUCGCAAUGAUUCUAUAAUAGUUGACGUGUGCCAAGGCCAGUACAAGUCAACUCUGGUUUGUCCUGUGUGUAACAAAAUCUCUGUUACAUUUGAUCCAUUCAUGUACCUCUCCUUGCCACUCCAAUCGACCAUCACCCGUACUAUGACAGUAACAGUUUUUACUUGUGAUGGAAGUGCACUGCCAUCUGCUUGCACUGUGACUGUUCCAAAGCAGGGACGUUGCAGGGACUUGAUCCAAGCACUCAGUGGUGCUUGUUCCGUGAAGCACAAUGAGAAGCUUCUGCUGGCAGAGAUACGAAAUCAUUUGAUUGACCGGUUUUUGGAAGAUCCUCUGAUAUUGUUGUCCACCAUAAAAGAUGAUGAUCACCUUGCUGCCUACAAAAUUCCAAAAUUGUCGAAGAGCACUAUAUUUCUUCAGUUGAUACACCGUCGUGAAGAACAGGAAAUUGGUAAUGCUCAGAAAUCAUUCGGCUGGAAACCUUAUGGAACUCCUCUUGUCUCGCCAAUUUCCUGUGAUGAUGUUAUCACAAGAGGUGAUAUUCAGUCAAUAGUUUACACCAUGCUCUCUCCCAUGCUAAGAACUGAGAGACAGGGGCAUACUGAUAUUUCUGAAACUAGUAUCUCAGUUGCAGCAUCAGACCCAUCUUGUGACAUCACUGCCAGUGAGGCAUUUACAGACUCUAUUGAAUCAGAUUUGAAGGAUAUGGAUGGUAACAGUUACAAAACAGUGACACUGUCGAAACUGCCUUUGCAGUUGGUUGAUGAAAAUAAUGCAUGCAUUGACCUAUCAGUUGGAGAAGAGAAACCCAUCAAAUUGUCCUCAUCAUCAAUGUCAAUCCUAGUUUUUGUGGAUUGGUCACACAAGUUUUUAGAGAAGUAUGAUACUCAUUACCUUGAGAACUUGCCGGAAGUGUUCAAAUAUGGGCCUGUUACUAAGAAAGCUCGUACUGAACCUCUCUCUUUGUACACUUGCUUGGAAGCUUUUCUUCGUGAGGAGCCACUCGUACCUGAAGAUAUGUGGUUCUGUCCACAAUGCAAAGAGCAGCGGCAAGCAAGUAAGAAGCUAGAUCUAUGGAGGCUUCCUGAAGUUCUAGUCAUCCAUCUAAAGAGGUUCUCAUACAGCCGAUCAAUGAAACAUAAGUUGGAAACAUUUGUCAACUUCCCCAUUCACGACUUAGACUUGACAAAUUAUGUAGCCCACAAGAACAAUUCCAGAAGUCAGAUCUAUGAACUCUAUGCCCUAACCAACCACUAUGGUGGCAUGGGAAGUGGACACUACACUGCACAUAUAAAGCUUCUAGAUGAGAACAGGUGGUACAACUUUGAUGAUAGCCACAUAUCAGCUAUAAAUGAAGAGGAUGUAAAGUCUGCUGCUGCUUAUGUGCUUUUCUACAAGAGGGUGAAAAUCGAUGAUGCUUCUGUAAGCAAUGGAGCACAAUCCUGUGCAGGUCAUGAAAAUAUUCUCCCUCAGAAUUAGAUCAUGGGCAUGUUCUGUAUCUCAGAAAGAGGAGCUGCAAAUUCCAGUUGCAGAUGCCUUGGCUUUGUUCCAUGUCAAUUCAGAGCCUGCAUAUUCUGUUGCUGUAAAUGGUAUUCUCAGUCACAUUAAAUAUUAAGAGAGGAAAGCUUUUGAGCCGCUCUGCAGAAUGAUGCAUUCAUGGUUCCAUUUUCAGAAUGCGCUCCAGCAUUUGAGUCUCCAAUUUUUAGUUUUGCAGACUGAUUCAGAGACGGAAUAGAUGCUUUUGUUUCGAGGAGAGCUAAAAACUCUUUUGUUGUAGGUUAUCUUGUAUAGAUAUCAUCAUUUACAUUAACAAAAAACAAUAUAUAUCUUCAUACCAUUGUGAAAAUCUCAAUCAUCUGCAUAAUCUAGCAGACAAUAUGACAUGGGUUGCCACAUUCAGGGAGAGACGGGUUGCCUACAAGAACUUUCAUCGGGAGUCUUCUAUAGCUCUCCAUUUUUCUAGUUUACUCAUGAGAGGCUCUCUAUAGCUUUUAUUUGGGUAGGUUUGGACAUGUAAUAUGAAGCUGUAGGAAAGUGAGACCAAAUGUUUGAUGAGUAAUGAUCUUAUUUUGUUGAUCUUGAUGGGUUUUUAUUA
Molecule: messenger RNA, 3635 nt
Organism: Vitis riparia (riverbank grape)
Lineage: Eukaryota; Viridiplantae; Streptophyta; Magnoliopsida; Vitales; Vitaceae
Product: ubiquitin carboxyl-terminal hydrolase 5
Exons: 14
Coding region: 152-3019 (955 amino acids)
Biological process (GO): protein deubiquitination
Molecular function (GO): cysteine-type deubiquitinase activity
Source: RefSeq, a predicted model, not a curated record